Messenger RNA from Botrytis porri, 1446 nucleotides. RefSeq lists its product as uncharacterized. The transcript has 3 exons. Bases 1 to 1446 code for a protein of 481 amino acids. The record is from RefSeq and is a predicted model, not a curated record. NCBI's taxonomy places the organism in Eukaryota, Fungi, Ascomycota, Leotiomycetes, Helotiales, Sclerotiniaceae.
AUGCGCUUUUAUGAAUGCGGGCACAGUAUUCGUACAUUUCGUCUGUUUACACGAGUUACAACCAAGAAAUGGCCAGCUCAAAAAAGGAGACAAUUGGCAACAGCUGCGCCGCUACAAGUGGAGAAUUAUGAUAUCGCUUGUGGUAUCUCGGGACACAUCACCGUCGAAAUUCACAAUGAGUUUCUCCUUCGCAAUUCGCCCAAAACACCUUUGGUUAUCUACUUACCACCAUACCCGUCUUCUACACUUUCAUCAUUUCAUCCUCCUUCAUGGUUGCUGAAUUCAUAUCCUGUCAUUAACAUACCCUACCGCUGGUCUCAUAGCCCUAAAACAUCAUUUCGCAAACAAAGAUCUCAUGCAUUUCCCAUACCACUUCAUGAUACACUUCAAGCUUAUAGUUGGCUAUUGAAAAGUUACCUACCCUCUCUGUUACCGGAGCCUAAACCUCUAGACUCAACUUGUUUUUACAACAAUCCAAAACCAAUCCAACGACCACUUCUAAUCUAUGGAUCAUACCUUGGCGGUACUCUUGCCACUUCUCUCGCCCUCACAGAAUCAUUCACCUCUUCCUUCUUACCCACUAAGAUCCAUUCUCUCAUAGUGCAUAAUGGAAUUUUUGACUGGACUCCCAUCUCUACCACGCCUGACCCAUCAAUCUUUCACUCUCAAUCCGCAGAUUCAUCGCAAAACCUCUCGUACAAUCGCCUCUCAACAUUAGACUUAUACCAAAGUUCUCCCUGGACAACUUUGACCCUCCACGCCCUCAAAACUCGUCUAUUUUCAUCUCCAUCUCAAACCUUCGAUCCCUUCGCUUCACCUAUUCUCUUCUUUCGCACCUCCGGCAUCUCGGUUCCACAACGAUGGCCCAUUUCUCCUCCUGCUUCCCCAUCUCCCUCAUCCUUUUCACCCACUCAGGCAUCUAGUCCUAAAAGUACAGAUUCUAUAGAAGCCGAUAACUUUUCUCCCUAUCCUGAUCCUCAUUCUCCAUAUCCAGAUCCCUCAAACGAGUAUGCAACCGAAGAAGAAAAAGGAGAAGAAGAAGAGUCGCAAGAAGCCCUCAUCGAAUCCCGGAAAUCAAAUCUCAUCUUCCCACCUACUAAAUCAUCGUUACGGAUACCAAGAUCGUUGUUUACUUACUCCUCUUCUUCGUUUUCCGGAGAGAAAACACAUGGUAUAUCACAAAAAAUAACACAAGAUGAGGGAAAGCUUGAAGAAAAAAAUGAAAGAGAAAAAGAACACGAUAUUUUCAAACAACAAGCUCAACAAUUAACAAAGUUAAUGAGAAGAAGUGUAGUAAUGCAUGAAUUGAAAGAAAGGGUUUUAUGGGAUGAGGAUUGUGAUGCCGAUGAGACUGCGAAGGAGAGAGUUACUGAGAUGGAGGUUGGAGAUGCGGGGUUGGAGAGUGAUACGGUGGUUAGGGAGUGGAUUGAUGAAGGAGGUUUGUGA